Molecule: messenger RNA, 474 nt
Organism: Erinaceus europaeus (western European hedgehog)
Lineage: Eukaryota; Metazoa; Chordata; Mammalia; Eulipotyphla; Erinaceidae
Product: developmental pluripotency-associated 5 protein-like
Exons: 1
Coding region: 1-309 (102 amino acids)
Biological process (GO): regulation of gene expression
Cellular component (GO): cytoplasm
Molecular function (GO): mRNA binding
Source: RefSeq, a predicted model, not a curated record
AUGGGAGGGCUGCCAGAGCGCAAAAAUACCCCCCCAUGGGUGAAGGUUCCGGAUGACUUGAAGGAGCCUGAGGUGUUCCAGGUCCAGACGUGGCUGGUAGAGCCCAUUUUUGGCCAGCAUGGAUUGCGAAUCUCGUACUUUGAGCAAGUGAGCACAGUCAUGCUGGAGCUGAGGGUUCUGGAAUCCUCGAACCUUACCGAGGUGCUCGUGUACAGCUCUUUCUUGUUCAAAAUGCGGAUUCUUGAGUCUAUCAUAGAGUGGUACCACCUGCUCCAGGAGCGAGGGAUGCUCAAACUUGAGAAGCCAUGAAUUCCUUGGAAUCGGACCCUGAGAUGGAGUCAGAUUAGUCUGUGGAUCUGGGACCAGAAUGUAUCUAUCAGGCUGUGGACAAAGCUAGAGUGGGUCAGGGCUGGUUGAAAUUCUUUCCUAGCCUGAUAAAGAGAAACCAACAGACUUUCUGGACUCAGACCUUUA